AUUGUUGUUUGCUUUUAAGCGUUUUGUUUCAAAAUGGCGAAAGGCGACCCCAAGAAGCCGAAGGGAAAGAUGUCUGCUUACGCGUUUUUUGUGCAGACCUGCCGCGAAGAGCAUAAGAAGAAAAAUCCGGAGGUUCCCGUGAAUUUCGCCGAGUUUUCCAAGAAAUGUUCAGAGAGGUGGAAGACCAUGUCAACCAAAGAGAAAGGAAAGUUUGAUGAGAUGGCAAAAGCCGACAAAGUACGGUAUGAUAGAGAAAUGAAGGAUUACGGUCCAGCGAAGGGCGGGAAGAAGAAGAAGGACCCAAAUGCGCCCAAGAGGCCGCCGUCUGGGUUUUUCCUCUUCUGCUCGGAGUUCCGUCCCAAAAUCAAGUCCACCAACCCCGGCAUUUCCAUCGGGGACGUAGCCAAGAAGCUGGGCGAAAUGUGGAACAAUCUCAGCGACAGCGAGAAACAGCCCUACAACAACAAAGCCGCCAAGCUGAAGGAGAAGUAUGAGAAGGAUGUUGCAGAUUACAAGUCUAAAGGCAAAUUCGAUGGCGCGAAAAGCGCAGCGGCCAAAACCGCAGCAGCAGCCCGGAAAAAAGUAGAGGAGGAGGAAGACGAAGAGGAUGAGGAAGAUGAAGAGGAGGAGGAGGAGGAAGACGACGAAUGAGAAACUGUGUAUAAUCCUUGUUUCCAUGUGAAUACCAUAGAGUAGGGGAAACACCAUUAGGAAAAGAGAGAAAAAAAUCCAGCGCCUCUCGCUUGAGACGGUGCCUUAUUUGUCCUUUAUUAAGAUUUACGCCCCCAGCCCAAAUUUGGUUCUUUUGGAUCACAAUAUACUGUAGCCUUUUUGGAAGUCCAUAAAUAAAAGCGCUCUAGGGAAAAAUGCAGAAACACAACUGAAACCACAACAGCAACCAUUCUUUAACCUGGUUUACAUUCAGUAGUUAGGAACCCUCCUCCAUGGGGGGGCUCCCCGCCUGUGUAACAAAGAUGUACAUAUUUCCAAACAUUUUUAAAAACAAAAAGGAAGAGAAAAACAAAAUGGAAACAAAAGCGGAAACUCUCGUGUUCUCCUAACUCUGUGCACUUUUUUCCUGUCGGUGUAACAAAAGCAUUUAAAAAUGUUUCAAGCAUCUUAUUUUUUAAUUUGUAAGGUGGUGUUUAACUAUAUGGUUAUUGGCUAGAAAAAUCCUGGGUUAUAAACUGUAUAUAUCUAUAGUUUGUAAAAACUAGACAAAUUCUUGUAGUCCAUGCUUUGAUGACCCCUGAGAAAAAAGGGGAGGGGGGGAGAGAAAGGCUUUUAAUGGGGUGUGAUGGGGGGGGGAAGCCUCUUGUGUGCGUUUUUCCCCCUCCCCUCCGCAGAGGCCGUGUCUCAAAGCGUGCACCACGAAAGUAGAUCUAAUUUACACUACAGUGAGCGUACAUUUAGCUUAAAAGUUGUCUUUCUGUAUAUAGUGAAAUAGCAUUUCUGCGGCCAUUCUUAGUUGUGAAGGGAGGGGAGGGGGAAUUCAGCUGGCAUGAGAUAAAAAACAAAUUGUUAUGGAUUCCUUUUUUUUCCCCUUUUUUUUUUUCCUUUUUCGUUUAAAGCGGGGUGGUUUUUUUAAACCAGAGCUGUAAAAAAUCUCCUUCCCGGGUCCGCUUUUAAAAGCGAGGGGGGAAGGCGCAGAAGAGUUCAAAAACGCCUCUGUACUUACAAAAGAAAGAAAGAAAGAGAAACAGGAAAAAGGAGAGAGACAAAUUCGCGACAAACAUUACGUUGGUUUUUUUGUAUGUUUAGAAUGCUGAAAAUGUUUUUGAAGCAAAAAAUAAACAGUAUUACAUUUUUAAAACUUC
Messenger RNA from Thamnophis sirtalis, 1817 nucleotides. Lineage: Eukaryota; Metazoa; Chordata; Lepidosauria; Squamata; Natricidae. The record is from RefSeq and is a predicted model, not a curated record.